CAAGUCGGGCAGACCCAGCCCCCAAAUUGAUAUACACAGACAGGACGGUAGUAUUUUAGGAUCGCUGCAAUUCUUCAUUCCUUUGGACUCCGCAGCGUAAGAGAAGUUAUUCGAUUUGCAGGCUUUGAUUUCAUUGGUGUCCUUUGCGAUUUCGCUCAGGGAGAAUGGCUACUGAAGGAGGUAAACCUGAGACACAAACCUCAGCUGCAGCUGUUAAUACGGUGACGGCUUCAUGCCGGAAGAAGAAGUCUGAAAGUGCCACUUUUUUAGAGGAUGUGAGAGAUCAUAUUGACGAGUUCAUCAAUGCUUCAAUGGAUGAACAUAAAACCUGCUUCAAGAAAACUAUCCAGAAGAUGUUUGGAAUGUCUAAAGUUGUUGCUGAAAGAAAUGCAGAAGUGAAGGAGGUCGAAAGCAAACUUCCACUCCGAACAGUCAUAUCUGAAUAGUAAAGAGAAAAUCUUAAAUAAAAUCAUCAAGUAAUUCCUUUCUUAUGUACUCUAAGGUCUUGUUACUUCAUCCAUUCCUUGAUUUUCAUGUAGUUUCCAUAUGGCCAAGGAAAAGAAAUGCUGCUUUCAUAAUUUUGGGUUGUUUGCACAUUCUUCUGAACAAUAUAUAGAAGUUGUUUAUGAUAUAAAUAGAAAAAUCACUGUGGAGUUUGUUUGCUU
This is a messenger RNA of Ipomoea triloba (trilobed morning glory), 665 nucleotides long. RefSeq lists its product as uncharacterized. The record is from RefSeq and is a predicted model, not a curated record. The coding region runs from base 165 to 446 and encodes 93 amino acids. The transcript has 4 exons. Lineage: Eukaryota; Viridiplantae; Streptophyta; Magnoliopsida; Solanales; Convolvulaceae.